CGCGCACACAAGCCAGGAUGUCGCCAGGCCCUGACCCAAAUGGUCUCUGACCCGGAAGUGCUCCUUCUCUCUCGGACCGGCCCGGGAAGAUGGCGGCGGCGGCCGGGGCUGCUCCGGCCAGUGACGUGGUGGAGGCUGAGGCCCCUCUUAGCAAAAAGUGACGGUCUCUAGAGCCGAGCGCUCGCGCCGGCGCCAUGCUGAACCCAGCGGCCGCUCGGCUCCUUCGGGGCCGCUUUGGCUGGGCCUGGCGGGCUCGGCCUCCCCGCGCCGCCUGCCCCGCUCUCCGAAGGCUCCAGGCACUUCAUGACCAAAGAAGUGAGCUGAAGAGACGUUUGAAGGCCGAGAGAAAAGUAGCUGACAAAGAGGCAAAGCAAAAAGAGCAAAGUGAGAAGCAUCUGAGCAAAUCUGCCUUGACCCUGGGAUCUGAGAACGGCAAUGGAGCUGAUGAGGAAAGCCUGGACCCCAAUCAAUAUUACAAGAUCCGCAGUCAGGCAAUCCAGCAGCUGAAAGGAACCAAUGAAGAUCCUUACCCACACAAGUUCCACGUAAGCCUUUCCCUCACAGACUUCAUAGAGAGGUACAGCCACCUGCAGGCAGGAGAUCACCUGAGAGACAUUACAGUGAGAGUGGCAGGUCGAAUCCAUGCAAAACGUGCCUCUGGAGGGAAACUGAUCUUCUAUGAUCUCCGUGGAGAGGGAGUCAAAUUGCAAGUUAUGGCAAACUCCAGGAACUACAAAUCAGAGGAAGAAUAUAUCCACAUUAACAACAAGCUGCGUCGGGGGGACAUUAUUGGAGUUCAAGGGAGUCCUGGAAAGACAAAGAAAGGGGAGCUGAGCAUUAUUCCCUGGGAAAUCUCUCUGCUUUCUCCAUGCCUGCACAUGUUGCCCCACCUUCACUUUGGGCUCAAAGACAAGGAAACUAGAUUUCGUCAAAGAUACUUGGAUUUAAUUCUGAAUGACUAUGUGAGACAGAAGUUUAUAAUCCGUGCGAAGAUCAUCACAUACCUCCGGAGCUUCCUGGAUGAGUUGGGCUUUCUUGAGAUUGAAACUCCCAUGAUGAAUAUUAUUCCAGGCGGAGCUGUGGCUAAACCUUUCAUUACACAUCACAAUGAACUGGACAUGAAGUUGUACAUGAGAAUUGCGCCAGAACUCUAUCACAAGAUGUUGGUGGUUGGAGGCAUGGACAGGGUAUACGAAAUUGGGCGCCAGUUCCGGAAUGAAGGAAUUGAUUUGACUCAUAAUCCUGAAUUCACAACCUGUGAGUUUUACAUGGCUUAUGCAGACUAUCAUGACCUGAUGGAGAUCACAGAAAAGCUGCUUUCAGGAAUGGUGAAGCACAUUACUGGAAGUUACAAGGUCACUUAUCACCCAGAUGGUCCUGAUGGCCAUGCCUGUGAGAUAGAUUUCACCCCACCCUUCCGGAAAAUCAGCAUGGUGUGUGAACUGGAGAGAAUCCUGGGAGUGAAACUUCCAGCAACGGAUCACUUUGAGACUGAAGAAACUCGCAAGUUCUUUGAUGCUAUUUGUGUGGAGAGAGGUGUUGAGUGUCCACCUCCCAGGACCACGGCCAGGCUUCUUGAUAAGCUUGUUGGUGAGUUUCUGGAAGUCACCUGUAUCAAUCCCACAUUCAUCUGUGAUCAUCCCCAAAUCAUGAGCCCUUUGGCCAAAUGGCAUCGCUCUCAGCAGGGACUGACAGAACGCUUUGAACUCUUUGUGAUGAAGAAGGAAAUAUGCAAUGCAUACACGGAGCUCAACGACCCCUUCCGGCAGCGGCAGUUUUUUGAAGAUCAGGCGAAGGCAAAAGCAGCAGGUGAUGAUGAAGCCAUGUUCAUCGAUGACAACUUUUGCACUGCAUUGGAAUAUGGACUUCCACCGACAGCUGGAUGGGGCAUGGGCAUCGAUCGGCUCACCAUGUUCCUUACAGACUCCAAUAAUAUUAAGGAAGUGCUGCUGUUUCCUGCUAUGAAACCUGAAGACAAUAAGAAGGAGGUCGAGCCCAGUCCUUCUGCUGAAGGCACCUCAGUGUGAGAGGCUGCUGAUCCUUGCCUAUGUCCGGUUGGGAGGAAGAUGUUUGCUUUGUCUUCAGUAAUGAAGGGUCAUGGCCAAAGGUUGCUCCUGCCUUGAAGAGACCAGUGAAAGUUGCUGUAUCAUGGUUCCUGUAAAUGAAUAAAAGACGGCACUAUCCUGCC
Messenger RNA from Chrysemys picta bellii (western painted turtle), 2188 nucleotides. The record is from RefSeq and is a predicted model, not a curated record. Lineage: Eukaryota; Metazoa; Chordata; Testudines; Emydidae.